AUGCCUGAGCAAGAGGUUACUUACACAACUGUGAGAUUUCAUAAGUCGUCAGUGUUCCAGAGUGAAAUGAGGUCUGAGGAGACUCGAAGUGCUAAAGAAAAUGGCCACAGAGAGAGUUCAGUCCCCUGGAAGCUCAUUGUGAUAGCUCUUGCAAUCCUCUGUGCCGUUCUGAUGGUAACUGUUGCAGCAUUGGUGACAAACAUUUUUCAGUACAGUAAUGAAAACCAUGAACAGCAGAAAACUCAAAACUGUCACCAUAACUGCAGCACCAUGGAAAAUGACAUCAAAUUAAAGGAAGAAAUGCUGAGAAAUAUAUCUGUAGAGAGUGUUCAAUACAAUGCUUUUCUAGACUUAAUCAACAGAGAACAAAACAGAUGGUACAAGAAAACUAAGACUGUUUUAGCUUCCCCUCAGCACACAGGCAGGUGUGAUGAAAUGCACUGGUUCUGCUAUGGUAUAAAAUGUUAUUAUUUCACCAUGGAUAUAAGAAUAUGGCGUGAAUGUAAACAGACCUGUCAGAACUACAGCUUAUCCUUUCUGAAGAUAGAUGAUAAGGAUGAACUGGUACUGUAG
Messenger RNA from Rattus rattus (black rat), 573 nucleotides. RefSeq names its product killer cell lectin-like receptor 7. The coding region runs from base 1 to 573 and encodes 190 amino acids. The transcript has 4 exons. The record is from RefSeq and is a predicted model, not a curated record. NCBI's taxonomy places the organism in Eukaryota, Metazoa, Chordata, Mammalia, Rodentia, Muridae.